Messenger RNA from Plasmodium malariae, 651 nucleotides. RefSeq names its product Plasmodium exported protein, unknown function. The transcript is spliced from 2 exons. The record is from RefSeq and is a predicted model, not a curated record. Bases 1 to 651 code for a protein of 216 amino acids. NCBI's taxonomy places the organism in Eukaryota, Apicomplexa, Aconoidasida, Haemosporida, Plasmodiidae.
AUGAUACAAACUAACAAAUUCUUCUUCUUCAUUAAAAUUUGCCCAUUUCCCAUUUUAAUAUGGAUAUAUCAGAAUUCACAUGAGACAAAUACGUAUGGCAUAUCAUAUAUUAAGAAAAUUGAUCUAAGUAAUUCAUUAUAUGUAAGAGUAGACAGAUUAUUAAAUGAAGAAAGAGGUUUACAUCCCCCCAAUGGAAGCAUACCUUUAAAAAAAAUGUCUGAAAAGAAAUUUAAAGUGUCAUCUGAUACAUUAAAAAAUGAUGGUUAUUAUGAAACAGGGCUUAGAACAUUAAAAGGAAUAUCGUUAAAAAAGGAAAAAAAUACAUUACCAUCCAUUUCUAAAUCUAAAAAGAAAAUAGAUAAAAUAUGUAAUAGAAAAAUGGAAAAAGUAAUUGAAGCUGAAUAUAAAGGACUAAAUAAUUUUAGGGGUGCAUUUUCACGAAAAUUUCUAAGUUAUGUUCUGGUUCUUACUACAAUUAUUUUUAUGAGUACUGCUCCAAUCGUAUUAGAAAUGCUAAGAAUAGGUGAUAUUCUGACAUCAUCUAAUUGCGAAUUAGCCUAUUUAACAUUAGUUCCAAUAUUUAUUUUAGCAGUAUUAAUUAUAUCAUAUAAAUUGUUAAAAAAUAUAUUCAAGUAUAAUAAUAAAAAGUAA